CAUGACACAGGGGGCAUUUACCUCGUUCUGAGCAGCCAAUUAGCUGGCGACUUAUUUCAAUAAUAGCGAGAGGUACGAUGAAUGCGCCGUAGUAUUUCACGUGCGGUCACAUGGUAACUAGUGUUGAGCGAUGUUACAGGAGUAGAGUGUGACAUAAGGAUGGGUGCUGGCACAUAGCAACCUUACACAUCAAGGUAUUCUGACGUACAGAAGGAUGGUAAAGAAGAAAGACCUUCUGAAGAUAUUCUUCAUUUACAUUUGUCUGUGUCAUCCGUCCCCUGCUCAUCCCUGCGGUAACAACCCCCUGAGGAAUCUUAUGUUUAUUUCCGACCGCACAGGCCGAAGCAUUGAUUCUGUACUGGUACUUCUGAGGGAUUUCGACAUAUACGCCUAUGAACACUUUCAAUACUUGUUCAAUAACUACGCGGCGUGUAUAGGAAUGGUGGACACUGGUUACUUCAAACGGACAAGUUCCAGCGCUCACCACCCUAGCCAAUCUCACGACGACCCGCACUCACAGCUUACCGAUAUGCCUCUACACGACAUCGUCAACUUCAUUAACUCCCUCAGCAAUGAAAGCACCAAAAGCAAAGACAAGAAAUCAUCUCGACAAAAUUUACUGCGCCAGGUUUUAACUCAAGCAAGACAUUUAAUUCAUGAUGGGCAAGAAUUCAAUCAACAGGAAGUAUUUGGGAAUACAGCCACAGGGUGAUGUGAAGAUUUAAAAUACUUUCAUGACAAUAUGUCUGACUGGAGAGCUUCCAUUGUUUCUAAGAUAUAGGAACACAGACGACAUACAACAUAUAUUGUUAUCCUUAAAUUUACGCUCGGUGCUACAACAAUAUCUGUGAAUAUUGAUGGCAUCAAAAUAGGACGUGCUAUUUAGAAAUUGGAAUGAGAACUUCAUUUAUGAGAGUGAAGCUGAUGCAUCCGUGACGUCAAGGGAGACAAACCAAAUAAUAUUGUUAUGGCAAAUGCGCAUGCGUAUACAUCACGUGGUGUACAAUUUCACUCGUAAUCAUUUUCUUAUAAUAAAAAAGGAAAACAAAGGCGUGUUGUAUCCACUGUGAUUUGCGUCAUCAGAAUCGACUAAAGUAGUACUUAUUUACAGAAUGAAAAUGUUAAACGCCUUUUGAGAUGAAGAAUAUGAGAAGUAAAAUACAUGUGUGUUGAUA
Molecule: messenger RNA, 1175 nt
Organism: Mizuhopecten yessoensis (Yesso scallop)
Lineage: Eukaryota; Metazoa; Mollusca; Bivalvia; Pectinida; Pectinidae
Exons: 4
Coding region: 215-712 (165 amino acids)
Source: RefSeq, a predicted model, not a curated record